AUGAUGAAGUACUUGGAAAAGCGGGGUGAAAUUACCUUCGACAAGAUAUUCAACCAGAAAUUGGGCUACCUGAUCUUCAAGGACUACUGUCUCAAUUACCACGAGGAGCCAGUUCCACAAAUCCGGUUUUACGAGGAAAUCAAGAAAUUGGAAAGCCUUGAAACAGAUGAAGAACGGAUCGCACUGGGAAAGGAAAUCUACGAUCAGUUCAUAAUGAAGGAGCUUCUAUCUCAGUCCCAUGAAUUCUCCAAAGAAACAGUAGACCGUGUAUUGGAACUUCUUACAAAUGCCCAAAAAACUAGAAUUCUCCCUCCCGACACAUUUUCACCCUACCUUUCUGAGAUUUGUGAUUCCAUUCGAGGUGAUAUCUUCGACGCAUUCGUUCGAUCUCCUAGAUUUACACGAUUUUGCCAGUGGAAGAAUCUAGAACUCAAUCUUAAUCUCACAGCAAACGACUUCAGUGUCCAUCGAAUCAUUGGUCGCGGGGGUUUCGGUGAAGUCUAUGGAUGUCGUAAGGCGGAUACUGGCAAAAUGUAA
Messenger RNA from Rodentolepis nana, 537 nucleotides. The record is from the annotation of a GenBank genome assembly. NCBI's taxonomy places the organism in Eukaryota, Metazoa, Platyhelminthes, Cestoda, Cyclophyllidea, Hymenolepididae.